ACACAGCACCCGGCUCACCUGUUACCCAAACUGGCUGUGCGCGUCUCACAAGCCUGUCAAUUCCGCGGUGUUUGCUGUGACACACACACAAACCUUAGUUUGCGACCACUAAACCACUACUUUGUGUUUAUCGACACUUCUCUGCCUUCCAGGCCGCGCACAGUUGCUGACUGUCGGGGGAAAUGGAACCUCUGCGGGGUGAGGCGAAGGAUAAUCCAGCGGCUUCGGCUAAUCUUUUCUCCAGGACGUUCUUCUGUUGGCUGAAUCCCUUGUUCAGAACUGCCUACAAGAGAAGGUUGGAGGAGGACGACAUGUACAGAGUCCUACCAGAGGAUGCGUCUCAAAGACUUGGGGAUGAACUCCAGUGGUAUUGGAAUGAGGAAGUCCGAAAGGCUGCAACAGAUCUGCGUCCACCAGAACUUACCAGAGUUCUUCUCCAGUGCUAUUGGAGAUCGUACCUAGUCAUUGGCAUCUACAUCUUUAUAGCGGAGAUCAUCAAAGUUAUCCAGCCAGUGCUACUUGCGAAGCUGAUUGAGUAUUUUGAGAGGCACAACCUCGUCGACUCGGCUGCCGUUCACGAGGCCUACGGCUUUGCUGCAGCCAUCUGUCUGUCGACCGUCGGCCUGGCCACUCUUAACCACCUCUAUUUCUACAACGUCCAGCGAGUGGGGAUGAAGAUACGAGUAGCCAUGUGCCACAUCAUCUAUCGGAAGGCUCUGUGUCUGAACAGCAGAGCACUCGCCAAAACUACCACGGGACAAAUUGUCAACCUUUUAUCCAAUGACGUCAACAAAUUUGAUGAGGUAACCAUGUUUUUGCACUUCUUGUGGGUUGCCCCCUUGCAAGCAGCAGCUGUCACGUUAUUGUUGAUCUGUGCAAUUGGCCCUUCGUGCCUCGCGAGAAUGGUCGUCUUCUUUCUGCUUUUGCCCAUACAGAUCAUGUUUGGACGUUUGUUCUCCAGACUCAGGGCAGGAACUGCCGUGUUAACAGAUGACAGAAUACGUACAAUGAAUGAAGUCAUAUCUGGCAUUCGUGUUAUCAAGAUGUAUGGGUGGGAGGAGCCUUUUGGUGCGUUGGUGGAUGACAUCAGAAGAUUGGAAAUCUCUAAGAUCAUGAAGAGCUCUUAUCUGCGCAGCCUGAACAUGGCAUCUUUCUUUGUGGCCAACAAGAUCAUCAUCUUCAUCACUGUCUGUGUGUAUGUGCUGACAGGAAACAGGUUGUCUGCCAGCAGAGUGUUUAUGGCUGUUUCCCUCUAUGGGGCAGUCAGACUCACCAUCACCCUCUUCUUUCCUCUUGCCAUGGAAAAGAUCUCAGAGACUCUCAUCAGCAUUAGGAGAAUCAAAAAUUUUCUUCUGCUUGAUGAAGUUGCUCCUCACCAUCUGGGACUCCCUAUGACAGAGAAGACAGACUGCAUCGUGGAAAUUCAGGAUUUAAUAUGCUACUGGGAUCAGAUACUGGAGGCUCCAACUCUACAGAAUGUGUCAUUCACAGUGCGGCCUGAGCAGCUGCUUGCAGUAAUUGGACCUGUUGGUGCUGGAAAGUCCUCGCUGCUCAGUGCCAUCCUGGGAGAUCUGAGUCAGGAAAGUGGUGUGGUCAAAGUCAAAGGAGAGCUGAGCUACACUUCUCAGGAGCCCUGGAUUGUACCUGGUACGAUUCGAAGCAACAUCCUUUUUGGCAAAGAGCUCAAUCCGCAGAAGUACAAUAGAGUUCUAAGAGCCUGCGCCCUCAAAAGAGACAUGGACUUGUUACCCGGUGGUGACUUGGCAAUGGUUGGGGACAAAGGGGCCAAUCUCAGUGGGGGACAGAAGGCAAGAGUCAGCUUAGCCAGAGCAGUGUAUCAGGAUGCAGAUAUCUACUUACUGGAUGACCCUCUGAGCGCUGUGGAUGCUGAGGUGGGCAGACACCUCUUUGAAGAGUGCAUUUGUGGACUUCUGAAGAAGAAGCCCCGCAUCCUUGUUACUCACCAACUACAGUAUCUGAAGGCUGCAGACCAAAUUGUUGUCCUGAAAGAGGGCCAGAUGGUGGCACUGGGAACCUUUAAUGAGCUGCAGGGCUCUGGGCUAGACUUCACCUCCCUGCUUGAGGAGAAGGAAGUCCAGGAGGAGAGACUCUGCGCCACCCCCGUCCCUGGAAUUGUGUCCCGCUUCCAUCACACUCUCUCCAACAGCUCUCUGUCGUCCGUGUCCUCCCCUUCGUCCUCUCUGCACUCUCUGAUUGAGCAAGCAGAGCCACUUGCAGGUGUAGUGCAGCCGGCAGAGGUGGAAAGCCGCUCAGAGGGAAACGUCGGCCUACGUAUGUAUAUGAAGUAUUUCAAGGCAGGCGCUAACUUCCUGGUCCUCUUCAUUCUUUUUUUUCUCAAUGCCAUAGCACAUAUAACGUUUGUUCUUCAGGACUGGUGGCUGGCUUGCUGGGCCUCUGAACAGAAGCACAUCAAUGUGACAGAGCACCUCAAUGGCAGCUUCCCUCAACAGCUGGACCUUGACCUGUACCUAGGUGUUUACGCAGGUUUAACAGCCGCCUCAGUUCUGUUUGGCUUCCUCCGCAGCCUCGUCUUUUUUAACGUCCUGGUGAGCUCAGCCCAAACGCUACACACCAGCAUGUUUAAUGCCGUACUCCGGACCCCCAUACGCUUCUUCACUAUCAAUCCAAUUGGAAGAAUCCUCAACAGGUUUUCGAAGGACAUCGGUUACCUGGACUCUCUGCUCCCAUGGACGUUUGUGGACUUUAUCCAGGUAUUUCUCCAGGUCGUUGGGGUGGUCGCAGUGGCCGCUCUCGUCAUUCCCUGGAUCCUGAUUCUCCUUUUCCCACUUCUCACGGUCUUCCUGUUCCUACGACGCUACUUCCUGCAGACGUCCAGGGACAUCAAGCGCCUGGAGGCCACAACUCGAAGUCCCGUCUUCUCCCACCUUUCAGUCUCUCUUCAGGGCCUGAGCACCAUCCGCGCCUUCAGGGUUCAGCAGAGGUUUCAGCACAUGUUUGAUGAAUAUCAGGAUCGUCACUCAGAGGCCUGGUUCUUAUUCCUGACGACUUCUCGCUGGUUUGCUGUGCGCCUGGAUGGGAUCUGUUCUGUUUUCAUCACCAUUGCUGCCUUUGGCUGUCUGUACUUCCGAGAUGGGUUGCAGCCAGGUGCAGUGGGUCUGACUCUGUCCUAUGCUGUUACACUCACAGACAUGUUCCAGUGGGGUGUCAGACAGAGUGCAGAGAUCGAGAACAUGAUGACAUCAGUGGAGAGAGUGGUUGAGUAUGCAGAGCUGGAGAAAGAGGCACCUUUGGAGACAGACCGACAGCCUCCGCACGAUUGGCCCAACACAGGCUCCAUCAUCUUUGACAGAGUCAACUUCUCUUACAGUGCCAGGGAGCCAUUGGUCCUAAAGAACCUCAGUGUUGUGAUCACACCCGGAGAAAAGGUUGGCAUUGUUGGACGGACUGGUGCUGGCAAAAGCUCCCUGAUCUCAGCUUUGUUCCGUCUGGCAGAACCUGAGGGAAGAAUAGUCAUUGAUGGUGUUCUGACGUCUACAAUUGGUCUUCACACCCUUCGCCAGAAAAUGUCCAGCAUCCCACAGGACCCAGUUCUCUUCACGGGCACCAUGAGGAAGAAUCUGGACCCUUUCAGGCAGCACACAGAUGAGGACCUGUGGAAUGCACUCCAAGAGGUGCAGAUGAAGGCCGCGGUGGAGGAGCUGCCCAAUAAGCUGGAGACGGUGUUGACGGAGGCAGGCUCCAACCUCAGCAUGGGUCAGAGGCAACUGGUGUGUUUGGCCAGGGCCGUCCUGCAGAAGAACCGCAUCCUCAUCAUAGAUGAGGCCACGGCCAAUGUGGACCCAAGAACUGACAGCCUCAUCCAGCAGACUAUUCAGGACAAGUUUCAAGAGUGUACAGUCCUCACCAUUGCUCACAGGCUCAACACUAUUAUUGACUGUGACAGAAUACUGGUCCUGGAUGCUGGCAGCGUCCAGGAGUAUGACGAGCCAUAUGUGCUGCUCCAGAACCGCCGCGGGCUCUUCUACCAGAUGGUCCAGCAGACGGGCGAAGCCGAGGCUGCCUCGCUGCUGCGCGCAGCCAAACAGGUUCACGCAAACAAAACGCGGGCGACAGACGCCCGCUGUGCCAAGGACAUCUGUGUCAUCUUUGAGACGUCUCUCUGACAGUGUGGAGAGCUUCUGUGGCCCCUGUGCUUUCCGUCACUGACCGAAUCCUGUAUGAAAUGAAAGUGGUUCCUCCAGUGUACACAAAGGCUUCAGACUCCCAGCCUAACACACUCUGCGCUACACUUGACUGGUGCACUUCUUUAGCCUGGAAUAGAGAAAAGGAACGCAUCCGAGACGGGCUCUGCCUUUAUUGAUAGCACAUCACUACCCAGCUGGUUAUUGAUUACACUGUGCUGUAUUUAUGUAUGUGAGCUGUGGCCUCUUGGCCUCUUGAGUCCAGCGCUGGUGCAAACAGAGUUCAGAGGUUUGACACUAGUGUCCUGGUGUAAUACAUUAUGGGUGGAUUGCAUUACUCUUUUAAAGCAAAAGAAAACACUUGAUGACUUUUUAUUAUUUGCAAAAUGCUUGACAGUGUCAACCAAAGAGGAGACGAAAGCAAUUAUUGUUUCUUAAUCAAGCUAUAGAUUCCUCGUAAUUGCACUUGAACAGUCUUCCUGCAUAUUGACUGCAUCUGUCUCAUCUCUGGUCAGAAAAUCACUUUAAUGUAUUUACAGUGUCAUUGUGUCACAUGUGUGAAUAAAUGUGUCCUCACA
This is a messenger RNA of Betta splendens (Siamese fighting fish), 4741 nucleotides long. Its product is annotated as ATP-binding cassette sub-family C member 4-like. Gene Ontology annotation, molecular function: ATP hydrolysis activity; ATP binding; ABC-type transporter activity. Gene Ontology annotation, biological process: transmembrane transport. Gene Ontology annotation, cellular component: plasma membrane. NCBI's taxonomy places the organism in Eukaryota, Metazoa, Chordata, Actinopteri, Anabantiformes, Osphronemidae. The transcript is spliced from 31 exons. The coding region runs from base 183 to 4145 and encodes 1320 amino acids. The record is from RefSeq and is a predicted model, not a curated record.